CUUCGACUUUAGUCUGAACGGAGAAGUUGAACGACACGGUCAUACUUGAAGAGAUCGGUGAUCCACAGCAGCAACGGAAAAAUGCAUCACCUCACAUUGCUGGCGGCACUAGCCAUCACCCUGAGCGUCGCCUUUGCAGCGACGGUUCCCAGUGGACCGAACCGGAAGCUUAACAUUCCAGCUUUUAACAACGCCGGAAAAUCUAAAGGCCUAGAAGUUUGGCGAGUAGAAAGAUUUCAACCAGUCGCUGUACCGAAGGCGGAGUUCGGAAAAUUCUACACCGGUGAUUCGUACAUCAUUUUAAAUACAAUUGAAGAUAAAAACAAGAAAAAAUCGUACGACGCACACUUUUGGCUGGGCCUGAAAACCAGCCAGGACGAGGCCGGAUCCGCGGCCAUUCUCACCGUCCAGUUGGAUGAUCUGCUGAACGGAGCUCCGGUGCAGCACCGCGAAGUCGAAGGAUCGGAAUCCGAUCUGUUCCUCAGCUACUUCAAGGGAGGCGUGCGCUAUCUGGAAGGUGGAGUCGAUUCCGGAUUUAAACAUGUCGAAACCAAUGCUGCCAAACCUAAGCGUCUGUUCCAGGUCAAGGGAGCCAAAAAUAUUCGCCUACGGCAGGUCGAACUGGCCGUAUCCGCCAUGAAUAAGGGAGAUUGCUACAUCCUGGAUACCGAUCGAAACAUUUACGUGUACGUUGGACCGAAAGCAAAUCGCAUUGAGAAACUGAAGGCCAUCAACGUCGCAAAUGACAUCCGCGAUCAAGACCACUCCGGACGGGCCACUGUUCAUAUCAUUGACGAAUUCUCAUCCCUUACUGAUCAGGAGGACUUCUUCAAGGUACUUGGUUCUGGUUCUCCCAAUCUGGUUCCAGAGCAAUCCGCGGCCAAGGAAGAUGCCGCAUUCGAAAAGGCUGAUGCAGCUCUAGUUGCUCUAUACAAAGUGACCGAUUCGAAAGGUGGAAAAUUGGUAGUCGAACAAAUCACUCAAAAACCGCUGAAACAGGAAAUGCUCAAGCCGGAAGAUUCAUUCAUUCUGGACAGCGGAUCGGGUCUUUACGUUUGGAUCGGUAAAAGUGCUUCUCAGCAAGAGAAGACUCAAGCUUUAGUUAAAGCACAGGAGUUUAUCAAGUCGAAAAAGUAUCCAGCAUGGACCCCGGUAGAACGAAUUGUACAGAAUGCCGAAACUGCACCCUUCAAACAUUUCUUCCAAACUUGGCGCGAUGCUGGAGCAAAGGGAACGAGACUAGUUUAAUGUGAUAUUUACAUUCCAGGUAUGAGAUUAUGAAACCACUCAAGUAAAAAGUCGAACAACGAAUAAACCAAGUUUAAAUACA
Messenger RNA from Sabethes cyaneus, 1330 nucleotides. RefSeq names its product gelsolin-like. NCBI's taxonomy places the organism in Eukaryota, Metazoa, Arthropoda, Insecta, Diptera, Culicidae. Gene Ontology annotation, molecular function: phosphatidylinositol-4,5-bisphosphate binding; actin filament binding. The transcript has 3 exons. The record is from RefSeq and is a predicted model, not a curated record. Gene Ontology annotation, biological process: actin filament severing; actin polymerization or depolymerization; barbed-end actin filament capping. Gene Ontology annotation, cellular component: actin cytoskeleton; cytoplasm. The coding region runs from base 82 to 1248 and encodes 388 amino acids.